Molecule: messenger RNA, 6500 nt
Organism: Physeter macrocephalus (sperm whale)
Lineage: Eukaryota; Metazoa; Chordata; Mammalia; Artiodactyla; Physeteridae
Gene: CERK
Product: ceramide kinase
Exons: 12
Coding region: 1339-2721 (460 amino acids)
Biological process (GO): phosphorylation; ceramide metabolic process
Molecular function (GO): ceramide kinase activity
Source: RefSeq, a predicted model, not a curated record
CCUGAUCGGGUAGCUUCCAAAACCCCUCGCAGUUUGACACCAUGAGCCCGGUGUGUUGUCGUGAAGUUCAGGCUGAGCUCCUGGCCCAGCAGACGGGGGGGCCGACGGAGGCGGUCACUCGCCAAGUCCUGCUUUGGAGGCCCCCGCCCCAGGCACAGACUCACCCAGGACGGCCUCCAGCCAGACCCCAGGAUUCUCUUGGUGUCAUUCCUCAGUCGACUAGGGAUGCAGAUAGUGAUGAUGGUGUUUUUCACGUCCCCAUGGAUCUCUGUGCCUUUUUUGGGAAAAUAAUUGUGUAUCACCGCAUCUGUUACAUGUAACAGCAGUGCGCGUAUAAAAUAGUAUAUCCUCCUUACCUGUUUUUGUUUUUCUUCUCACCAAGCAGCAGAUAAAGCUUUGGGUGAGCUGAAUGUAGCGGAAGGUGGGGAGAGCUAGACUGCAGGUUUCAUAGCCACGCUGGGGCCUGACCAGGAGCUGCCAUGCCGUCUGCGUGAAGGUGGACGGUGACUGCCACCAGCCGUCACCCGUGGGCCUUGGGAACGCGGCCUGUCCACGCUGGGGGCUUGUCUUCCAACUUCUCUGCUCCCCAGUGCCUGUGCUGUCCUCGGAGGGUUCUUCCUGGGCCCCACUUGCCGUUACAAGCUGUCACCUCACGUGCCCCACAGCUGUUUUGUGUGUGUCCGGCCUUACCUGGAGGCCUUACCUGGUGGCAUCUGCAGGCCCGCAGUUAUGACUGGGUUUCCCACGGUAGAGGAUGUCCUGUGCCGUCACCCCUACGUCCACCCAAGUCUCCCCUUUCUCCUCCUGCACCCUAGUGGAUGGUUGGACCCACCAGGCCUUUCUAGAGCCCCCUAUCCGCCCCCGCCCUGCCUUGGUGUGGCCCUGACUCACCUGCACACUCUGUGGUCCUGGGUCUGUUAUGUGCGUCUUUCCCACUUGAUUUCUGAGCCAGACUGAACACGGGCACUGGGUCUUGAACAUCUUUCCCCAAAUUUAAUGCAGGAGCUGGCCUGGAAAAUUCACAGCCUCCAUUUGGUGACUGUGGAUAAGACAUCCCAUCUUCUGAUGACACAGAGUUUCCCAAACUUAUCUAGCUCUGAAUUUUAAAAUUACGUGUAACUUGUCCUCUUCCUUUUGGAUGUCUGAUGAAUUUUAAAGCAGAAUGUUUCCCAGCACUUUGGAGUGGCAUUCCUUGUGUUCACGUGAAUUCCAUGAACCCUCUUGACGUGAGAAUGUGGUGUUUUUACAGAUGCCUGCUCUGUGCCUAUUUCCGAGAUCAUCACUGUUGAAGAAACAGACAUCAAUGGGAAACACUACACCAGUGGAAAAUGGCAGAAAAUGGAAAAGCCUUAUGCUUUCACAGUGCAUCGUGUGAGGAGGGCCCGGCGGCACCGCUGGAGGUGGGCGCAGGUGACCUUCUGGUGUCCUGAGGAACAGCUGUGCCACCUGUGGUUGCAGAGCCUCCGGGAGCUACUGGAGAAGCUGACAUCUAGACCAAAGCACUUACUGGUGUUCAUCAAUCCGUUUGGAGGGAAAGGACAAGGCAAGCGGAUCUAUGAGAGAAAAGUGGCGCCGUUGUUUACACUGGCCUCCAUCACCACCGAGAUCAUUGUUACUGAGCAUGCUAAUCAUGCCAAGGAGAGUUUAUAUGAGCUCAAUAUAGACAAAUAUGACGGCAUCGUCUGUGUGGGCGGAGACGGCAUGUUCAGCGAGGUCCUGCACGGCCUGCUGGGCAGGACGCAGAGGGACGCCGGCGUGGACCAGGACCAGCCCCGGGCGGCGCUCGUGCCCAGCCCGCUAAGGAUCGGCGUCAUCCCUGCGGGGUCGACAGACUGUGUGUGUUACUCCACGGUUGGCACGAGCGACGCGGAGACCUCGGCCCUGCACAUCGUCGUGGGGGACUCUCUGUCCAUGGACGUGUCCUCUGUGCACCACAACGGCACGCUGCUGCGGUACUCAGUGUCCCUGCUGGGCUACGGCUUCUACGGGGACAUCAUCAAGGACAGCGAGAAGAAGCGGUGGAUGGGUCUCGUCAGAUACGACUUCUCAGGUUUGAAGACCUUCCUCUCCCAUCACUGCUACGAAGGGACAGUGUCCUUCCUGCCAGCACAGCACACGGUGGGCUCCCCAAGGGACAGGAAACCCUGCCGGGCGGGGUGCUUUGUCUGCAGGCAGAGCAAGAAGCAGCUGGAGGAGGCGCAGAAGAGGUCGCUGUACGGCUUGGAGGGCGCCGAGGAGGUGGAAGAGUGGAAGGUCAUCUGCGGGCAGUUCCUGGCCAUCAACGCCACCAACAUGUCCUGUGCUUGUCCCCGGAGCCCCCAGGGGCUCUCCCCGGCUGCCCACCUGGGAGACGGGUCUUCCGACCUCAUCCUCAUCCGGAAGUGCUCCCGGUUCAACUUCCUGAGGUUUCUUGUCAGGCACACCAACCAGGGCGACCAGUUUGACUUCACUUUUGUCGAAGUCUAUCGCGUCAAGAAGUUCCAGUUUGUGUCGAAGCCUGCGGAGGACGAGGACGGCAGCGUCCGGGGCCGCGGGAAGAAGCGAUUGGGGCAGCUGUGUAGCGACCGCCCCCCGUGCUGCUGCGCCGUCUCCAGCAGCGCCUGGAACUGCGACGGGGAGGUUCUGAGCAGCCCUGCCAUCGAGGUCAGGGUCCACUGCCAGCUGGUCCGGCUCUUUGCACGAGGAAUCGAAGAGAACUCGAAGCAGGAGUCACACUGCUGAGACGCCGUCUCGCAUCACGGCCUUCUUGCUGAGCUUGGCAAGUGGGCACGGUAUUUAAGAAAAUUACUAUAGACCAAUUACGCUGAUAGGCAUUCAAACGUAGAAGUUUAUUUUUGAUAGUUAAAUCUUGAUUUUAGAAAAAAUACCUUUUGUCAACAGUUUUGUGGGCCUAGUUGGCAUUUUCAGUUCUACGUGAGUCUUUGGGUUGCGUUUCACGUAACUUAUCCUCGGCAAGUGGCGCUUGUUGAUUGGGGAGCGCUCGGCUUCUGAGAUCUCGGCCACGCUGACGGCGCAGAUGUUAAAACGGCCCAUUUGUGGCUCUGUCGCAGUAACUGCAGGGACAGCGCGACGUGAGUGCUUUCCGUCAAGGUCACGCCACCAGGACACGAGUGUCUACAGGGUCACCGACGUGCUUGGCGAGACUCACCCUGUAGCGGCUUGUGAUCCAGUUUUGGAAAGUAGUUGGCUCUCUUUGCCUUUGUAGAGUCCCUGCAUCUUAACUUGCCAUUGAGACGUUAGCACCGGGCCCUUUCUGUGCCGUGCAGCUACAACGCGACGUCACGGUCCUGCUUGAAGUGACACUCCCAGAGUAGCCCACUCUAGUGAGUGAGAAGAACACUCCAAGUAACGAUACUGUAGCUUGAAAAGUCACGGUAGUGUUUCUAGACAAUCCAGCUGGGAGCGAGAACACGUCAGGAGCUCUGGAAACGGGCAGCUUGCAAAGCACGCGCAGGGUUUUAAAUUAACUCUUUUAAAUUUGGAAUCCCCGAGCUUUCUAUCUGCACAGCGGGGAUGCCAUAGCUGGGCUUUGGGGGGAGACAGAAAGCAGUGGAGCGCGGUGGGUGAGACGUUCUUGCGCGCGCUGUGUGAACUCCAGGCCCAGCUCCCCACCCCCAGGGGAGGGUCCCACGCCCCGGGGUCCCUUGGGCGCAGCCCCGAGUCUGUACCACGUGGUCCAGGUUUCUUCCUUUCUUAUGUUCAUACUUAUUUCUAUAUAUUUAUUGAAAGUUCUGGCCUUUAAACCAGAAGAGGAUAAACGGUGUCCUCACUGUCAGUGUUUUCGUUUGUUUCUGCCCAAGUGCUGGGGCCUCCCCGGGCCCAGGGGCGCCCCUCGCCUGGGCCUUGUUUUGUCUGUGUUCGUGCUUCGGUGUGUGGAAGACGCACCUAAAACAGCUUUAGUUGAAACGUGAGAGGACGCAGCUUCACCUUGGAUUCGUGAAGAGGGGGUUCGACUGUUACACGAGAGGCGGUGUGAGCGGCCGCCGCCUUUCACGCAGGGUCCGGGCAGCCGCUUUAGCAUCUAACAGACGUCAUUUAUUUUUGGAACUCCUUUGCAGUGAUUUCUGUUUGGAAGUACACGUGAAAGGUCCUGUUUCACCAUUCAGUCCCGCCCAGGGCAGAUGAAAGGGCAGCCUCAACAGUGGUUUUUCAGGAGACCAUGUUAUUAAGUGAUGGUGCAAGUCGAAUGAUUUGAUAACUGGCGGGCGAGAGAAAAGUCUGGGGAUGAGGAGGAGAGAGACGCUGCCGUCUUGUUGGCGUUUGCCCCCCCGGUGGGGAGGAAGCCGGAGGCGCACGAGCUCUGUGCGGGGGCCGUGGGCGCCGCGGACGCGCCGCCGUGGAAGUGAUUGCGCUGCUCCACCAGGGUCCCCGAGCGGGUCUCCAGUCUCUAUCGUCCCUGGGAAACGUUUCAAUCACUGGCCUGCCCUGAAAUGCACUGCCAAUUGUAGAAAAACCAUCCAGGCCAGAGGGUGAGCAUUUUACGUUCAGGCAGAAACCCCGCCACGCCACAUGGUUCCCGCGUGCCUUGGCGACAUUCACCGACUGCUUGCUGACAUUCAAAAUGGCAGACCUCGGAGCUGCCCCCGGAGGCCGUGUGGCUGUCCGAGGGCCGCCCCGCCCCAGCCCGGGAGCUGUGGCUGUCCCGCCGGAGUACCACCUUUCCGACCUUGCGGCCGUGAGGACCCUGAGCGGGGCGACUCCAGCGCCUGCACUGCGCGAUUUUAAGAAAAGAGGCAGAACUGAUGGCCGCACGGUGAAAGCCUGGGGUCGCUGAGCAGCGUUAGUCUAGGUUGCUAACCUCCUGUGGGGCCUGUUGGCGCAGCGGUGAGGCCCGGACCCUCCUCCUGGUCCUCCCGAUGGUGAGCGGGGGCGGCGCGGGGCUGCCCCUGGGCGGGCGGCUGACUCUGUCCUUACUGCAGUCCCGUGAAACUGGGCGGUGUGGGCAGAAAGUGGCUUAAUUUCCUUUCUAGUCUUGCUGGCUUCAAGAUUAGAAAAUGGUGACAUUUGCUCUGAUAUGUUUCAGAAGACAAAUAAAGUUGUUACUUUGGGCAGGACGUGGCUUCUUUUUUCUCUUAUGAGUUUCCUGUUGUUUUUCAAAGCAGAGUAUUUUUUUGUGAAAACACGUACAAUUUAAAGAACAAGAGUAAAAUGAACAACGGGGUACCUACCACGCAUGCCAAGAAACUGAACUUCACCCCCAGGCUCCGUGUGCCCUCGUGGGCUGAGCCUCCCCUGCCUCCACCGAAGAGGUAACUACUGUUUCCAAAUUUGAGGGUAUCAUUUCCUUGCUUUACCCAUGAGAGGGGAUCAGAAUGUGGCGGCCGCAAACGCGCCGCUUCGGCGUAAGGACUGUUCUGAGCGGAAGACGGCUAAGAAGUGGCAGAUGCCAGAAAGAGCUCUCUGCCCUCCCCCACCUGCCUGAAAGGACGUAUCUUCCUCUUCGUGAGGGUGUGCCCCUCUUCUCUCCUGGGCCCCCUUUGUCCCUGGAGACAAAGUUAGCACUGAGGUGGUGCUGCGCAAACCAACCUUAAUGAGACAACGCUUCUCCUCCGUUAGCUUCUCCAUAUAGAAUUCCCCAAUACGUUAACUUUACCCUAGAAGCCCAAACUCCCUUUCCUUUGUUUUGUCACUUCUUGUCAAAUGUAUUGCCCUUUAUUAAAAUCCAUAUAAGGCCCUGGGUCUGACCACCUCUUUGGGUCUCCACUGCUUUUCUACAAAGGCCUGGAGGCACAUUAAAAAAAUUAAAUAUUAGCAUUAGAUAAAAAUUGUAUGCCGUUUCUUCUAAUUUGCCUUUGGUCAGUUUAAUUCACAGACCCCAAGAGCUGAACCUAAGAGGGUAGAAGAAAGGUGUUUUUUUUUUUUUUUCCUUCCCCUACUUUUGUUUAUAUUCUCAGACAGUAUAGUUUUUCAGGUUUUGCUCUUUAUGUAAAGGCAUCAUACUGUGUCAUUUUCUGUAUCCUGUUUCAUUCUGUGGGUAUUAAGAAGACGUUUUCAUCAUGAAACUGAAUUUUCCAGUCUAUGACCAUUGCAUAUAUUUCCCGUUAUGUAAGUAAGUCCUCAUCCGCAUCUUUCAAUACAGGUUAAUAAUUUUUCCAUAUGUCUCUUAAUUUUGUUUAGAUUUGUUCUUAAAAACCUCCUAUUUUGAGGCUGUUAUCCUUUAAAAGUUUUGUUUUUAUGUAGAAAUGCAGUGGCUUUUUAUGUAUCAGAUUCUCUCCAGAAAAACUUGCCUCUUAUUCUUCUGCGGAUUUGGGGGGCUUUUCUAUAAUCACAAGUAUUUGAGCAUCAUCCUUUGCAACCUCACUGGCGCUGUGACGCCAGCCUUUGACAGUGGAGGACACCGGGGUCCACAGCAGGAAGGGGCUGGGCUUCCCGGUUCCAGUGUGUUUGGGGGGCAGAUCUCCGCCAGCCGGACAGCUUCCCCACACACGGGGCGGCGGGGGGGUCUCCCGGACCCUCAGCUCCCAGGCAGAGGCUGCUCCCCAAGAUUCCGGCGGCCUUCA